Molecule: messenger RNA, 713 nt
Organism: Protobothrops mucrosquamatus (brown spotted pit viper)
Lineage: Eukaryota; Metazoa; Chordata; Lepidosauria; Squamata; Viperidae
Product: peroxiredoxin-like 2A
Exons: 3
Source: RefSeq, a predicted model, not a curated record
GAGGCCUCUGAGCUGUCCUCUCUGAAACCCCAGCUGGAUCAGGUUGGGGUGCCGCUUUAUGCUGUUGUGAAAGAGAGCCUUGGGACGGAGGUGGCCGACUUUCAGCCCUAUUUCAAGGGGGAAAUAUUUCUGGAUGAAAAGAGGAAAUUCUACGGCCCUCAAAAAAGGAAGAUGCUGUUUCUGGCCAUUUUCCGCUGGAACGUCUGGAGGAACUUCUGGCGUGCUUGGAGGAGCGGCUACACCGGCAACUUGGAUGGAGAAGGCGUGAUCCUGGGAGGGGUGUUCGUCAUCGGCCCAGGGAGACAGGGGCUUCUCCUGGAACACCGUGAGAAGGAAUUUGGAGACAAAGUUAGCCGGGAUGCUGUCCUUGACGCUGUUAAGAAGAUCAAAGCGCAACCUUCAGACCGUGGAGAAUAGAGCCCCCUUCCUUUUUUGUUGCAAAUGCUAAACGUUGCCACGCAAACGUGGGUCUUAGUCUCUGCCAGGUUCUCAAUUUCUCCCCAAUAACCUCCACCUUCCUCGUAGCUCUUUCUGUCCGUUCUUCAGAUACCGCCAAGUCCUUCUGUCUUUGUCCUGCUGGGUUAAUGAAAGGCCAGAUCUGAAAUUUUUAAGAUCUGACCAAGAUCCUUUCCAGUUGGAACGAAACAUUCAGGUGUAUCGGGGUGUCAAGAGGAUGAUGGAAAGCUUAAUAAACAUUGUUUUGAAAGUUCAAA